This is a messenger RNA of Kickxella alabastrina, 597 nucleotides long. RefSeq lists its product as uncharacterized. NCBI's taxonomy places the organism in Eukaryota, Fungi, Kickxellomycota, Kickxellomycetes, Kickxellales, Kickxellaceae. The coding region runs from base 1 to 597 and encodes 198 amino acids. The record is from RefSeq and is a predicted model, not a curated record. The transcript has a single exon.
AUGUGUCCAAGCCAACAUGUAACCAGCUCGCUUCGUGGCAGCUCUAGACAUCGGUCUCGCCAAGACCCCAAUAGCCCUAGAAACUAUUCACCGCCACCGCGCUACGAACGAAGCGACAUCCAUGAAAUACAGUGCCCAAAUUGCGAGACUAUGCAAGGGUGCAAUUAUCGUUCUCUGCAAAACAGAGCGUUCUUUGUUAGCUGCACUCCUCCCGACCGCCCCAUGGGCCAAGGCCCCUCCAGCUGCGGAUCGUCUCCCUUAGUAUCAUCUCCCUACAGUUCUAUUGGAUGUUCUCCGAGCUACAUAACUCAUAUUGCUGCUGAGCCUGCAAUUCAAAGAGAAGUGUUUGAAUACCAUAGCCCUACACCACAGCCGCAUCCAUUUCCAUCUCCAUCUCCAUAUCCCCAUACACAUCCGAACUACACUUUGCCUUUGCGCGAUAGGGGUAAUACCGUUGGUUUAAGUCGUGCGAGCUUCAUGAUAGCAGAAAAUAGAAUGCAAAUGCCUGACUGGGAUCCCAGCAGCAUAUUCGACAAGCACGCUACAAUCUGCAGCAGCAGUAUGUGGAAGGCUUUUCUGAAAAUGUGCAAUAUCUAA